UUGAUUUUCACAUCACUAACAUUAACAUUACAUAAUUUAAUACACACUCCAUCACUCAUUAUCAUCACCACCAUCAUUACUAUUAUUAUUAGGGUUUCUCUUUCAUCACAAAGAGAGAGAAUUAACUCACCUCAAAUAUUUGCUCAGAUUUCAAAUUUUCAACAACUUAGGUAGGUCAACUACAACUGCAAACAUUGACAUUUCUCACUCACCCAUGUUCUUUCCUCUUACUAUUAUUAUCCUAUAAUUAUUUUAUUGUUAUGACACUCAUACUCUUUAAACACCCAUCAAAAAAAUCUGAUUUUUUUUUAUAAUCUUUGCUUAAUCCUCCUCUUAAUAACCCUUCUAAUGUGCUCAUUACCUGUUUGUUCAAAUGUCUGAGCUGGGUUUUAUCCCAAACCAAGCAAAGUUUCAAACUUUAUUCAAACCCACUUUAUAAUCAACACUCUCUCUAAUUUGAAUUUUGAAAUCCCAAAUUCUCAAAAAUGCAUUUGUUUCACUCUCAAAUCCAUGAUAACAAUGGUGCUAUCGUAAAUCCUCCUAUUCUUUCACCAUAUUCUUCUCCAAUUCCUUAUAACUCUAACAGUAACAGCCAAAAACAGUCAGAACCAGCUCCAAUUUCUUCAUCUGGAAACAAAAUAAGUCCUGCAAUUCUCUUCAUCAUAGUUAUAUUAGCUAUUAUAUUUUUCAUCCUAGGUUUUCUUCACUUGCUUGUUAGGUUUCUCAUAAAGCAUAGAUCUUCUAGUUCUUCAUCAAUUUCUCAAUCAAAUAGGUUUCCUGAAAUGUCUGAAUCUGAUGCAUACCAAAGACAGUUGCAGCAGCUUUUCAAUCUUCAUGAUUCAGGUUUGGAUCAAGCAUUCAUUGACGCUCUUCCUGUUUUCAUUUACAAAGAGAUUAUUGGUUUGAAAGAGCCUUUUGAUUGUGCUGUUUGUUUAUGUGAGUUUUUGGAACAUGAUAAGCUUAGAUUGUUACCUAAUUGUAAUCAUGCUUUUCAUAUUAACUGCAUAGAUACAUGGUUAUUGUCAAAUUCAACGUGUCCUUUAUGUAGAGGGACACUUUAUGCACAAGGGUUUUCGUUCGAGAAAAAUCCUGUUUUUGAGUUUGAAGAUCAAAGGGAUGAAGAUUGUGUUAUAGGUAUUGGUUCAGUUAACAAGAAUAUGGAAAACCAUAUAAUGAAUGGGAAAAGGGUUUUUUCUGUUAGGCUUGGAAAGUUUAGAAGUUCAAAUAAUGCAGAAGGGGUUGGAAAAAGCCAAGGAGAGAGUAGUAACUGUAGUUUUGAUGUUAGGAGAUGCUAUUCAAUGGGAUCUUUUCAGUAUGUUGUUUGUGAUUCAGAAUUGCAAGUUGCUUUGAGACCUUCUAAAGGUGAUGGAAGUAUGAGACAAUUGAAGGGAAUUAGAGAAAUUCAAGAUGAGAGUUUUUCCAAUGAUGGAGAUGUUGAAGGCAAGAAAAUUAACAUUGCAAGGAAAGGUGAAAGUUUUUCUGUUUCAAAGAUUUGGCAAUGGUCUAAGAAAGAUAAUAAGAUACCAAGUUCAUCAGAUACACAUUUUCAUAAUUGUGUUGUCAAUGAAAGUUUGCCAUGGAUGAAUAAAAGCUAGAGGUACAUGUUAUAUUAAGUUACUUAGUGUUUUUGUAUUGUUAACUACUUUCAUAUAUUCAAUGAAUCCAUUUGUUUUGCUC
Lathyrus oleraceus (garden pea) is the source of this 1677-nucleotide messenger RNA. RefSeq names its product RING-H2 finger protein ATL47. The record is from RefSeq and is a predicted model, not a curated record. The transcript has a single exon. The coding region runs from base 486 to 1595 and encodes 369 amino acids. Gene Ontology annotation, molecular function: ubiquitin protein ligase binding. Lineage: Eukaryota; Viridiplantae; Streptophyta; Magnoliopsida; Fabales; Fabaceae.